Ochotona curzoniae (black-lipped pika) is the source of this 3386-nucleotide messenger RNA. RefSeq names its product zinc finger DHHC-type palmitoyltransferase 2 (gene ZDHHC2). Gene Ontology annotation, molecular function: protein-cysteine S-palmitoyltransferase activity. The coding region runs from base 365 to 1465 and encodes 366 amino acids. Lineage: Eukaryota; Metazoa; Chordata; Mammalia; Lagomorpha; Ochotonidae. Gene Ontology annotation, biological process: protein targeting to membrane; peptidyl-L-cysteine S-palmitoylation. Gene Ontology annotation, cellular component: endoplasmic reticulum; Golgi apparatus. The transcript is spliced from 13 exons. The record is from RefSeq and is a predicted model, not a curated record.
GGGCGCCCGCGAGCGCAGUCUGGACCGCCCCGAAUCCCCGGGGAGCCCGCCCGAGGGAGGCGGCCGGGGGGCGGGCGGGCUGGGCGGGGGCGGAGCAGACUCUCCCGCCGCCUCCUCCCGGUCCUCCUCUCGGCGGCUGCUGCCUCCGCCGGGCUGAGGAGCCGGGAGUCCGCGGCGCCGGCUCGGGGCUGCGGGAUGGGGACCUAGCGCCACGGCGGCGGCAGUGGCCGCAGCGCAACCAGCCGCCGCCCCCGGGCCCGUCCCGCCGGGAGCGCCGGGUGCUGCCAGCCCGCCCCAAGGCCAGGCCCGCGGGCGGCGGCGACGGCGGCGGCGGCGGAGCUGGGCAGGUGGAUGCGGCUGGAAGAUGGCGCCCUCGGGCCCGGGCAGCGUCAGGCGGCGGUGCCGGCGGGUGCUGUACUGGAUCCCGGUGGUGUUCAUCAGCCUCCUCCUGGGCUGGUCCUACUACGCCUACGCCAUCCAGCUCUGCCUAGUUUCCAUGGAAAACAUUGGUGAACAAGUUGUGUGCCUCAUGGCUUAUCAUCUGCUUUUUGCAAUGUUUGUCUGGUCAUACUGGAAAACUAUCUUUACAUUACCAAUGAAUCCGUCAAAAGAAUUCCAUCUCUCUUAUGCAGAGAAAGAAUUGUUGGAGAGAGAGCCAAGAGGAGAAGCCCAUCAGGAAGUCCUUAGGCGAGCAGCCAGAGACCUUCCCAUCUAUACCAGGACCAUGUCUGGAGCCAUCCGCUACUGUGACAGAUGCCAACUCAUAAAACCAGACCGCUGCCAUCACUGUUCCGUCUGCGAUAAAUGUGUUUUGAAGAUGGAUCAUCAUUGCCCUUGGGUGAACAACUGUGUUGGAUUUUCAAAUUAUAAAUUCUUCCUCCUUUUCUUGGCUUAUUCUCUGCUGUACUGCCUUUUUAUCGCUGCCACAGACUUACAGUAUUUUGUCAAAUUUUGGACAAAUGGUCUACCAGACACUCAAGCCAAAUUCCAUAUUAUGUUUUUAUUCUUUGCUGCGGCUAUGUUUUCUGUCAGCUUGUCUUCUCUGUUUGGCUAUCAUUGUUGGCUAGUCAGCAAAAAUAAAUCUACAUUAGAGGCAUUCAGGAGUCCUGUGUUUCGACACGGAACGGAUAAGAAUGGGUUCAGCUUGGGAUUCAGUAAGAACAUGCGACAAGUUUUUGGUGAUGAGAAGAAGUACUGGUUGCUCCCCAUUUUUUCAAGUCUGGGUGAUGGCUGCUCCUUCCCGACUUGCCUUGUUAACCAGGAUCCUGAACAACCCUCUACUCCUGCAGGACUGAAUUCAGCAGCUAAAAACCCUGACAACCACCAGUUCCCUGCAAAACCAUUGAGAGAAUCCCAGAGCCACCUUCUUCCUGACUGCCAGUCCUGGCCAGACAGCAGCAUAAACCCUGGGAAAGGCAAAGCUGGUAUGAGCAAUCCUGCAUUAACCAUGGAGAAUGAGACUUAACUAUUCAGGCAAAACAAAAUCAUACUAUAUUAAAGUAAGGUAUCCAUGCUGUAAAUGAAUGGAAGACGCUUUCCACAAGAAGGCAGCAUUUGCCAGGAUAUCAGAAUAUGAGUUGAUGCUCUCCAAGUUAUUACAUAACAUGUAACAUUCUUUUAAUCCAGUAUACAUACUGCGACAACUAACACAGAUUCCUGUUAAAUAUUAAAAUUUUGGUUUAUGAAUCGGAACAAGAACUUUUUUUUUACCCGAAACAUGACCUAAAUUCAUUGCCCAGUUUAACUUAAAUAUGUGUGUAGCACAGUUUACGGCUUUUAAACUUCAUGGGUCACCUUUAUAAUUCAGAAAAUUGAGAUUAUUGGGGUAAUAUUGUUUAAGAUUGGAAAGAUUUCACAGCACAUUAUAAAGCGAUUUCUGAAAUGCUAGUUGUCAUUAAGGUGAAAGAAAUGAGACUUCCUUUGCUCUUUCCUUCUGAUAGGAACUGAGCUCAGACUGAAUGAAAUGCCGUUAACUAUGACUUCAUUACAAAGUCCAAGUUGCCUGAAACUGAAGAUCCCCAUUCAUUUGCUUUUCAGACUUUGCUAGCCUUUGUUCCCUGUUGAGAGAUAAGAAUGAAUACUGAAGCUUGUGCUCCCUGAUCAAGCAGCUGGCUGGAACACAUUUCUGUGAAUGAACAGUGUUCUUAACAAAAUAAUUCCACAUCUUCUCAUUUGUAUAAAUUGGAGGAAAAUCUACAACAAUAAUUAAGGUUGAUCUUUUAAUAUAUUUUGGUUGACUUGGAUUUUUAAAACUUAGGUCGCUUCUCCUAUUGAGCUUUCCGUAAAAAUUCGUCUUAGGUCAAUAACAUCUUUAUUAUUUAUCUGUCCUGUCAGUCUUCUAGUAAUAUUGGUAUCAUUUCUGUGUCUUCUCAUCAAAACUGUGAUAUUAAAAGUAUGUUUCUUCUCAAGUACCGACCUGUUAAGGUUAGAUUAUGCAAAACAUUAAAAGAUCAUAUCAUCUUGGAAAUUUAGUUCAGUAUGAACUAAAUGGCAUGCUGUUUGGAAAUUAAUUUAAGAUAAAAAGAUGUGUUAGUUGAUGCCAAAAUAUUUGGCUUCACUAAAUAUACUAAGAAGCUCUUGUGCCUUGUAUGCACUAUUUAAGAAAAAAAAAAGUAUUAUUAUUUUUUAUUUGAAUGAACCAUAAGUUUUGUAAAUGUUAACAAUUAGGAUAUGCUGUAUACUUUUUUUUAGUAUUGACUUUGAGAAUUUAACAAAAAUUACCUUUUGAAACCGCAUAAAGUAACUGGUAUUCAAUCAAGGAGAAAAUGAUAAUAAACUUUUCAAAAUGUUUAUUAGAAAAAUAUUCAAUGCAGGUGAACUAAAAGACCAAUGGAUAAUGGAGCAAAAAACCCUUUGCUAUAACCUACCCUUGCUAAAAAUACAAAAUUUUGUAUGAAAUGUUUAUGGAGUAAUCAAUACAUAAUCAUUUGAACACAAGGAUAGCAGUGUUUUUCAUACUUUUUUUUAACUGAAGAAUUUGACAAUCUGUUUCAAAAAAUCUGGGAUGACAUGAUACAUUUUUACUUUUAUCUUAAAGCAAUUUUUUUUCAUCUUUCAUUACCCUGAAGUGCCAGACUAGAACUGACAACUACUCUGUUAGAAGUUGUAAAGGCAGCAGCAAUGUGCAAUGCCUUCAGAAUCAAAUGCAGCCAGAUAUUUUUUAAAGCACAUUACUGCUAGAGCUGUUUCCUAGGCUGGAUUCUGAUAGAUGCUCCUUGUAAAGCUGGAGGCUAGGGGAAGAAAGAGGGGUUUUAUCCUUUACCCUGUCAGAGUAUUGGUAAUUUCCCACUCUAGGUCUUUUAUGUAUUCAUUUAAACAUAUAAACUGAUAUACCUUAUAACUACAUUUGGAAAAGUAAAAGGAAAAUAAAAUUUUUUUUCAUCGUU